GCUAGCGCGUCUCCUCAGUGAAGAUGGCCGCUCCCUUAACGCUUGUUCUGGUUCUGGCGGUGACGGUUCGGGCGGUUUUAUUCCGCUCCAGCCUGGCGGAGCUGAUCUCGGAGCGGGUGGAGGUCGUGUCGCCGCUCAGCGCGUGGAAGAGAGUGGUGGAAGGCCUGGCGCUGCUGGACCUCGGAGUCUCGCCGUACUCAGGAGACGUGUUUCAUGAAACGCCCCUCAUCAUAUACCUCUUUCAUUUUGUUGUGGACUAUGCAGAGAUUGUGUUUAUGAUAGCAGAUGGAAUCACGGCGGUGGCGCUGUAUCUGGCUGUUCAGAACUACAACAGGAAUGUGUUUAGGAAACAGAAAUACGCUCUGGAGGCCAACAGAUACCCACCCGACUGUCUGGAGCUCAUGCGCUCCCCUAAAGAGAUGUUCUACAUCCCUCUCAAAGUGGCGACGUUUUACCUGUUGAAUCCGUUUACGAUUCUGUCCUGUGUGGCGAAGUCGACCUGUGGGCUGAAUAAUGCAGUUAUAGCUCUCUUCAUCCUCUCUACUAUAAAAGGGAGUGCGCUGCUGAGUGCAAUUUUCUUGGCCUUGGCGACGUAUCAGAGCGUCUACCCCCUCACCCUCUUCGCCCCCGCCCUCCUCUUCCUCUUACAGAGGCUGUAUAUCCCGGUGAAUCCCUGCAGGAGCAGUUUCUGGUUGUUUACUCUGCAGUACGGCUUCAUGUUUGUGGGAAGUCUGCUGGUCAUCAUCUGCCUCUCCUUCUUUCUGCUCGGCUCCUGGGAUUUCAUCCCCUCUGUUUAUGGAUUCAUUCUCUCAGUACCGGAUCUCACUCCGAACAUCGGGCUGUUCUGGUAUUUUUUUGCUGAGAUGUUCGAACACUUCCGUUUCUUCUUCAUCUGCGUUUUCCAGAUCAACGUCUUCUUCUACACCAUCCCUCUCUCCAUCAAACUGAAGGAGCACCCGGUGUUCCUCAUCUUCAUGCAGAUCGCCAUCAUCUCCAUCUUUAAAUCCUACCCCACUGUGGGAGACAUCGCCCUGUACAUGGCCUUCCUCCCGGCGUGGAGUCAUCUCUACAGAUUUUUGAGGAAUAUAUUUCUGGUGUCGUGUGUGCUGUUGGCGUGCUCGGCUCUGUUUCCUGUUCUCUGGCAUCUGUGGAUCUACGCCGGCAGCGCCAACUCCAACUUUUACUACGCCAUCACGCUGCUGUUCAACGUGGGACAGAUCCUCCUUGUUUCAGAUUAUUUCUAUGCGUACCUGCGGCGGGAGCAUCACCUGACUCAGGGUCUGUAUCUGAGGAGGAAGGACGGGAGCGAGGCCACGCUGGUGUUAAAAUGACCUUCAGCACCUGGAUCAAUCCUCCUCUCCUCCUUCUUCUCCCUCGUUCACUAACCCCUUUUACCUUUUCUUCACCCUCCCUCUGCCCCCCGUUCUCCUCUAUCCGUCUUUAUUCCUUCUCUCUUCUCUCCUCCCUCCGGCGGAGAGGCGGCUCCCUCUCUCUGAGGGACGAGUUCAGAGCUGGAGAUGAUCUGAGACAAACUCUGAGUCUCUGAGGAACAAUACAACGCCUUUCUCCAUCCGCUGUAGUUUAGAGGAGGAGGAGGAGGAAGAGGAAGUGGGUGAACUGUUUACAGUGCAGAUGAACAGAUUGUCUUUUUUAAGCUUUUUUUUUUUGCAGGAAUGAAAAAUACUAAAAAUAAUAAAGUGUGUCUUUUUGACCUGAGGCGCAGUUCCACGCUCGACCAGCAGGUGGCGCUCAGUGAAUGUACAAUACAGUGAACUCUCUGAUGCAGACAGCCUGCUGAUAGGAGGAGGAGUCUGCACGUGACCGUCUGUCUGGUCAUGUGAAGGUCACGGAGUUUAAUGCUUUAAAAUCACUUUUAUUUUAUUUUAUUUUUUGGUCACCAAAAGUUUGAACGGUUUAUUCUUUUUUUGUUGUUAAUUUUGUUUAUCAGGAAUGUGAACGGCCUAAAUCUGCCUCUUUUUGUUCCUGUCGUCCAGUUUAAAAUGCACUGUAUUUUUUUAUUUAUUGAUUAAUUGAUAUAUUAUGCACUAAUAUGAUUUGUUGUAACUGGAAAAGAGGAGAUUUAUAAAUCUGAAUGAGUUUUUAUACAGUUUUUGAUCUGCAGUUUUAAGACGGUACAGUGUGUUAAAUACAUUAGUUAAAUAUGUUAAAGUGCUAUAAAUCAGUAUUCACGAUCAAAAUCACGCUGAGGAGAUCAGGUGUGAGUGUGUGAGUGUGUGAGUGUGUGAGUGUGUGAGUGUGUGAGUGAGGGUUAUUGACUGGCCAGGUGUUUGGGCUAAUUUUAAAGUGCAGCAGGAUGGGAUCAGUGUGAGGAUUAGAGCUAGAGCCCCGCCGGCCCAGUGUUCAAUAUCACACUUAUAAUCACUAAAUACAGCAAAAUCCUGCUGCAUAACUGGCAACCGCAGUCUGACCCCCUGUUUAACAUUAAUACAGACCAGAGAACCUGAACACACUGGAUUAUACUGUUAAACUAAUAUUCUAACGUUUGGAAUUGCUUGCCAUAUAUAUGUAUUUGUUUCUUAUGUUCUAUGCAUUUAUAAUUCAUAAUGUGGGAAUAAAUAUUAAAGAUGAACCACUUUCA
Messenger RNA from Astyanax mexicanus (Mexican tetra), 2599 nucleotides. It is a transcript of the gene pigu, whose product is annotated as phosphatidylinositol glycan anchor biosynthesis, class U. The transcript has 12 exons. Bases 24 to 1331 code for a protein of 435 amino acids. The record is from RefSeq and is a predicted model, not a curated record. Lineage: Eukaryota; Metazoa; Chordata; Actinopteri; Characiformes; Acestrorhamphidae. Gene Ontology annotation, cellular component: membrane; GPI-anchor transamidase complex. Gene Ontology annotation, biological process: protein localization to cell surface; attachment of GPI anchor to protein.